Manduca sexta (tobacco hornworm) is the source of this 1842-nucleotide messenger RNA. RefSeq names its product probable G-protein coupled receptor Mth-like 3. The transcript is spliced from 9 exons. Gene Ontology annotation, biological process: cell surface receptor signaling pathway; G protein-coupled receptor signaling pathway. Gene Ontology annotation, cellular component: membrane. The record is from RefSeq and is a predicted model, not a curated record. NCBI's taxonomy places the organism in Eukaryota, Metazoa, Arthropoda, Insecta, Lepidoptera, Sphingidae. Bases 143 to 1366 code for a protein of 407 amino acids. Gene Ontology annotation, molecular function: G protein-coupled receptor activity.
ACGUUUUAGUUUUUAACAGAGAAUCGAUAGCAAUUAGUGGUGUGAAGAUAGACAGUAUUAACUCAUUCGACACUCGAACGCGAUCCGUGUGUCCGCCGCUUGUGAAUCCUGUGCUCUGAACUAAAUAUUAUAUUUGGACAUAAUGAAGGAGCUGUUAAUAUUUUUAACAUUAAUAACUGGUGGGAUUGCCACAUCUGCCAGAGAAUGUUGUCCCGGCGGUGGAAUAAUGACAACUAGAGGCAAAUGCGGCGACCAACCCAUGGCAAAAAUGAACUGCACCAUCGGCAGAAUGCUCCUGAAGGAUGCGAUAUUCAACGGCGACAAAGUCUCUACUCAGGACUCCCCGGACUUCGUGUUCGUGGAAGAUCCUAAUUUAUAUUGCGCUGGUAGAAUGUACAAAAACUUCUCACACCCAGAAAUGGGUACGAUACCAAUCGCCAUAGUAUGUUUCGAGGAAAUCAAGAAGAGCAAUGACAUCGAAACUAGUGGUAUUCUCACGCUGGUGUCAGUUUUGUUUCUACUCGCCACGCUAGCUGUUUAUGUCUUUUUGCCAAAGUUAAGAGACCUUCAAGGCUUGUGUUACAUGUGUUUGUGCAUCAGUAUGGCUUUAGGAUUCCUUGCACUUGGAGUGUUACAGCUCAGUCCAGGAUUCAAAGACGAAAUAUGCACUGUAACUGGAUUUCUCGUAUACACAUGGAUGAUAGCGACGUUCUUCUGGAUGAACGUUAUUUGCAUUAACGUUUACCGCACAGUGUUAGAUUCGACGUAUUUGAAAAAGACUGAGAGGCGACAAUACGCUUACUAUAGUUGUUACGCGUGGGGCGGCACGAUAUUGUUACUCAUCGUGACUCUCAUUGCUAACUACGUAGAAGGAGAUCAUUUCAAGCCUAAUUUUGGAGUCGGAAGCUGCUGGUUUAACGGCCGAACUGAAACUUGGUUAUAUUUCUAUGGUCCAAUAUCAAUAUUGAUUACUUCCAAUGUAGUAUUGUUCAUUUUGUCAUCGUUCAAGCUGGUUCAACAUAAAAGGAAAUACGAAGUCAAUAAGUUGAACAAUCUCAAGCACAGCUUCCUUCUGUCACUAAAACUGUUCCUUGUUAUGGGUAUCUCAUGGGUAUUUGAAAUUGCAAGCUUCGCACAUGGAGAGGCGCAUAUUAUAUGGAAAAUAAUGGACACGUUUAACUGCCUUCAAGGCGUCGUGAUAUUCCUACUGCUCGUCGUAUUGAGGAAACGCGUCAUCACAAGCCUGGCUGAGGAGAACUGUUGUUUGUUCAUAACUCGACCCCUCUCGUCAAGGUUAAGCCCCCACGAUGAUACUGACGAUCAACAAAUACUGCCCGAAGACACUGUAGAGGUCAGGCUGAACUGAUCGAGGACGUUUACCUAAAUGCCUGGCUGGACUAUUUUUGAGCGCUAAUAACUUAUUUAAACGUCAGUCUAUGGUGCCUAUCGAUCCAAGUGUUCGUUCCAGUUUAAGUAUUGUAACAAAUUAAUCUAAAACAAUUUGAUUUAAAAUGAAUUUAUAGCAAAUAUUAUUUUAUAAUUAGUACGUACUCCGUUACUUGCACUGGGUUUUGAUGCGUUUAAUUACUGAUAUACUUAUGCGCAAACUAAAUAAGGCCUCAAAAUAUUGUUACGUAACACAGUGUUAUAUGUAAUUAUUUUAUUUCUGUUGAUAUUAAAAUAUUUUAAAUGUUCACAAAUAUGAAAAGAAACUAGUGUAAUAUAUGAUAUUAUUAGUGUUUUACUGUGAUAUUAUCUCAGGUGGAUAAUAACUAUGGAUAAAACAUUAAGUUAGUAUAUACAGAAUUAAAUUAUAUUGUAAGAAUCUCAUAUGAUUGAUUA